AUGCUUAUUUGCUAUAUUUUGGUGUGGAUUAUAAAUUUAUAUGUUGUUUCGUCGUUAUCUUGUUAUCAAUGCAAUUCAUCGCAUCAUUCUAAUUGCUUAGAACACUUAACUGAUUUAGGCAAACAUUCACUUCAACCAACACCUUGUACAACUUAUGGAGCACGAUUUUGCAUAAAAACUACUGGAAUCUACGGAGCUGUCAUGGGUAUUACACGAUUUUGUAGUGCAUGGGAUAUGGGUAAUGAAUGUCAAUUUUUAGAUUUUCCUGAUCAUGAUCGUAUGUAUCGUGCAUGUGUUAUGACUUGUUCAACAGAUGCAUGUAAUAUUAGUACAAAAAGUAAUGUAACCUUCUUAUCAAUCAUAACAGUAUUGUAUAUAGUUUCUAUAUAUAUUUCUAUUCUAUGA
Messenger RNA from Schistosoma rodhaini, 405 nucleotides. The record is from the annotation of a GenBank genome assembly. Lineage: Eukaryota; Metazoa; Platyhelminthes; Trematoda; Strigeidida; Schistosomatidae.